Messenger RNA from Clunio marinus, 195 nucleotides. Lineage: Eukaryota; Metazoa; Arthropoda; Insecta; Diptera; Chironomidae. The record is from the annotation of a GenBank genome assembly.
AUGACUUGUAAUGAGAGAUCUUUCGGGCAUGAAAUGAAAAGACUUACAAAUGAAAAGAUCAAAAUUAUGGCUUGGCUAGCAAAAACUAAACAAUUAAAAACCACAUGGAGAGCAUUAUUAAUUUAUCUUAUAGUCGGUCAGUUUCACCUUUCAAUGACAUUCGCAUCUGCCCAAAAAUGUUUAAAGGGACGUUAA